CCUGUUUUUUGGGGUCGUUCUCUCCCCGUCUAGCUUUGCUCUGUGUUUUUGGAUUUUGGAUUGGAGAGGGUCGGGCAAGGUGAUGCCCUGGGGACAAGGUCGGGCUCGUCUUCUCUGUCCGCGGAGAAGAAGCACCGGUGGCUGAGCAACAGGCAGGUGGGUGAAAGGUUUCAGCCUUCUUUCGGUUUUCUCCGGAUUUUUGCCUCGGGUGUGGAGGUUUUGGGAUCGUUUGAAGCCAUUGGUCUUUUUCUUUGAGCGAAAUCAGCCAUUGGUCUUGUUUUUGGGCUUUUUUUGGGUGGUUGAGGAAUUUGGAUUCCGGGGAUGGUGUUUGCUUUCUUCCAUGAGUUUGGUAACCUGGUUUGGAGUUUCUUUUGGGGUUGGGUACUUCGGUGAAUAUGCGAUCCUAUAUUAAAGAUUUCUGCUUUAGUUUCGAGCAGUCUCUGUUUUGUUUUGGUUUGGCUUCAACUACUAUGCAAUGCUUCAGAGAAGAAAAGAAUGCAAUGCUUCGUUGUUAAGUUCUUUAAGUCUUUUCUAUUAGCAUUUAGAAACAGAGUAAUUUACCAUGGAAACUCUUCUGCAUUUAUCUUUUGUCUGAAGUGUAGGUGGGAGGAAACGAAAUCCAGAUUUCAAAAUUAAAUCUUUUUCAUCACUGUCACUAUCAUACCAGCCACGUUUCUUCCCUAUUUCAAAAUUAUGUACAGAGAUUUUUGUGGAUGAUGUGUUAAUUCUGUGGUUAGUUGACAUUGAAGCAUCAGAAACAAAAUAUAAUACAUUAUAAACUUGUCUCAACUGGCACUGCAAAGCAGCUGGGAAAAGCCAUACUACACGACUGAGGUUAGGUGACCCGGACCUGGACCCGACCCGGACUAGACCUCUUUUCGCUCUGUUCUUGCCUUCUCCCCCUCCGAGUCCGACUUCGCUGGAGCCUCCAUCCACCCGCCGCUAAUGGCGAAGACGAAGGCCCAAUUGAAAUCCUCGAGCAGCUCCAAGAAGAAGAAGAAGAGCGCCAGGAGCUUGCUCUCCGGUCCGGCGGCUGCCGCCAUGAAGGCAGCGAAGUGCGUCCGGGCGAACCCCUUCGAGACCAUCUGGUCUCGCCGCAAGUUCGACAUCCUCGGGAAGAAGCGCAAGGGAGAGGAGCGCCGCGUCGGCCUUGCCCGCUCUCUUGCCAUCCAAAAGAGAAAGAAGACUUUGCUGAAGGAGUAUGAAGAGAGUACCAAGUCAUCUAAGUUCCUGGAUAAGCGAAUUGGGGAAAAGGAUGACACACUCCAAGAAUUCGACAAGGCUGUCAUGCGUAUGCAACGUGAGCAUCAGUUGAAGUUGAAAAGAACAAGCAAAUAUAAUUUGUCUGAUGGCGAGGAAGAUGACUCUUUAAUUUCUCAAGUGGAUGACUUUGAGGACGAAAUACCUCCAGAUGAUGAUGAGGAUGCGUUUCUUGGGACAGAAAUGAGUGCAAACUCGUCAAAACACUUAAGUUUGCAUCUUAUGCCUGAUUCUUCAGAAACUAGCUUGCCAGAUGAAGAGGAAAAGGCCCAUAAAAGCAAGAAGCAAGUAAUGUUGGAGAUAAUUUCAAAGAGCAAAUAUUACAAGGCACAAAAGGCAAAUGAUAGGGAAGAAGAUGAACAUCUAACGGAAAAGCUUGACACAGACUUCACAUCCUUGGCCCAAACAGAUGCUCUACUGUCUCUAACGCAGCCAAGUAAGAUCAAUGCUCUAAAGGCUCUGCUGAAUAAGAGUGAUGGAAUACAGUCUUCUAAAGAAGCAUUUUCUGGUUCAGCAGACAAAGAAUCUUUCUUUAACAAGGAACAACCUGAUGCUUAUGACAAACUUGUCAAAGAGCUGGUGUUGGACAGGCGAGCUCAGCCAUCAGACAGGACGAAGACUCCAGAAGAAAUAGCCCAAGAAGAAAGAGAACGGCUUGAAAAACUGGAGGAGAAACGUCAAAAAAGGAUGCUUGCUACUGAUGAUACCUCUGAUGAAGACAGUGAUGAUGGUGAGAAUCGCCAUGAACCGGCAUUGAAGAAUUUCAGAGCUGUUUCUGGUGAUGACCUUGGAGACUCUUUUUCAAUGGACGAGAGUAUUGCAAAUAAAAGCGGCUGGGUCGAUGAUAUUUAUGAAAACCAGGAUGUUGAUGAUCAUGACCAAAAUGAAACAAACUCUGAGGAUUCAGAAAGAAAUGGCCACGAAGGAAGUGAUGAUGAUGAUGGUGAGGGUAAUGAGAAUGACACCAGUUGUAAUGACUUUCAAAGUAUGUCCACCAUGAAAGAUUGGGAGCAAAGCGAUGAUGAUGAUCUGGAUUUGGAUGGAGAAGAAGCAGAGGGCCCUGAUGAGGAACAUACGGACAUCAAUAACAAAAUGAGCAUGGACAUGCAGAAACAAGGCCCAUUAAAAUCUCAUAAGUCUAAUGCUAUGGACAAACUGACUCCAUCUGGACUGGAGGCACUUCCGUUUGUGAUUGAAGCUCCAAACAACCUGACAGAGUUAUGUUCAUUGCUGGACAACCGUUCGGAUACUGAAGUAAUUGAGGCUAUUAAUCGAAUUCGAGCAUGCAAUUCCAUAAGACUUGCAGCAGAAAAUCGGAAGAAGAUGCAAGUCUUUUAUGGUGUUCUCUUGCAGUAUUUUGCAGUCUUAGCUACCCGAAGUCCUUUAAACAUUAAGAUAAUCAAUUCACUUGUUAGACCAUUAAUAGAGAUGAGCGUGGAGACUCCAUAUUUUGCAGCCAUUUGUGCCAGGCAACGGCUAAUACACAUCCGGACUCGAUUCUGUGAGGAUAUCAAAAUCCCAGGGAAAAGCAGCUGGCCAACUUUAAAGACUUUGCUUCUGUUGAGAUUGUGGUCACUGAUAUUUCCAUGUUCUGACUUCCGCCAUGUUGUUAUGACACCUGCACUCCUAUUGAUGUGCGAGUAUCUGAUGCGUUGUCCCAUAGAAUCUGGUAGAGAUGUUGCUGUUGGAUCUUUUUUAUGUUCCAUGGUGUUCUCGGUUACUAAGCAAUCUCGGAAGCUCUUCCCUGAGGCUAUAGUAUUUUUGCAAACUCUCCUAAUGUCUUCUAUAGGGUUAGAGUUUGGACUGCAACAUCAUUCUAAGCAGUUCAUCCAUCUUAAGGAAAUUAAAGGACUGAAACCCUGGCUCAGUAUACGUGAUCAAGUGUGUGAUGUACAUCCCAUUGAUUUCCUCAAGGUCAUGGACAUGCAAGCAGACUCUCCUUUUUUUACCUCUGAUAACUUCAAGGCCAGUAUUCUACUGUCUGUGGCUGAAACAUUGAAAGGCUUUAUCAACGUUUAUGAAGAAUUAAGCUCCUUUCCAGAAAUAUUCCUGCCAAUUUCUGCAUUGCUGCAUGAAUUGCUUCAGAAAGCUAAGUUACCAGGCAUUUUACGAGGCAAUAUGGAAGAUGUUAUUGACUUAAUUAAGAAGAAAACUGAUAACCAUCAUGUGCUGAGGCAACCACUCCAAAUGCGAAAGCAAAAGCGAGUGCCAAUCAAAUUGCUGAAUCCAAAAUUUGAGGAGAACUUUGUAAAGGGUAGAGAUUAUGAUCCAGACCGAGAAAGAGCAGAGAGGAAAAAGAUGAAAAAACGAUUAAAGAGUGAAAAGAAAGGAGCAAUACGUGAACUACGUAAAGAUAAUCAUUUCAUAUUUGAAUUGAAAGAGAGAGAUAGGAUGUUGGAGGAAGAAGAAAGAGCAGAAAGGUAUGGGAAGGCAAUGGCUUUCCUUCAAGAACAAGAGCAUGCUUUCAAAUCUGGACAAUUAGGAAAAGGAAGGAAGAGGAGGAAAUGAAGCUCAACCUGGAUUUGCUCUGCUGUACAUACUCUGGAUCAUUUUAUCAUGUUGCCAAGCUUUCUAAAGAUUUUGCAGGGUGUAUGUCAGAAAAUAUGGUAUUACGGCAGAAGGAAACUACAUGCAUCAACAUGAUAUACAGGUUUCCCAGAGAUUGAGGGGAUCAACAAAUUGCUGAUCUUCCGGUCUGACUUCCUCAAGAACUCAGCAGCUCUCAGUAAAAUGUGACUAAUUCAAUUCUUCCGUCACCUGUUCCAAUCUAUGCUUGAGUUAAUUGCCAUCAUGGGCUACAUUUCAGAUACGGUUGUCUCUUGGGAUAAUUUUAUAUUUAAUAUUUAAUAUUUUGUAUUUGCUGUCAUCUAUCUGCUUAUUAGGGAUUAGAUGACAAGAAUAUGCUCAUGGUGGAAAUAAGUUUUUCUGGUCAGAUUAUGAUGUUGAAAUUUAAUGAAUGCCUUAGAUUUCUGAAGGGGAAUUUUAGCGGACAAAGCAAAUGGAUGCUUGAGAAAAACCUGUCAUAUCUGGAAUAGAGAAUUGUAACAAGUUCAUUCGAAUGCGCUUGCGUUUUCUUCUUA
This is a messenger RNA of Phoenix dactylifera (date palm), 4340 nucleotides long. Its product is annotated as nucleolar-like protein. NCBI's taxonomy places the organism in Eukaryota, Viridiplantae, Streptophyta, Magnoliopsida, Arecales, Arecaceae. Gene Ontology annotation, biological process: maturation of SSU-rRNA. Gene Ontology annotation, cellular component: nucleolus; small-subunit processome; Noc4p-Nop14p complex. The record is from RefSeq and is a predicted model, not a curated record.